AUGGCCCACCCCGCUGGUGAGACCGUCACAAUCUCUGUCCGUCGUCCGAUUGACGAUCCCGUCUUCGUGGCCGGCACUUUCUCCGAGCCGCAAUGGGAGCCCCUCGAACUGAGCUCCAAGAUGGUGGAUACCGAACCGGAUGAGGAGGGAUUGGUUUCGACAGAAUAUCUAUUCUACCGCGAGUUGGAGUUGUCCCCUGGUCAAUAUCAAUAUAGAUUCCGCGAGGGCGCUUCCGGCCCGUGGUUCCACGACGAGGCUGUCAAACACGCCGCAGGGGAAGGAGGUCUGGUGAACAACUUUCUCACCGUCGGACCGAGCGGAGAUGCCGCCGCAGAGACCGAGGAAGCCGCGCCGAAAGAGAACGGCGUCAAUGGGGCCGCUGAGCAUGCUGCCCCCGUACAGGAACCCGUCGUCGAGGAGAAGCAGUCCGAGUCGGUCCCCGAGCCGGAAGAAAAGAAGGAUGCUGAAGUGACGGAGCCUGCCACCAACGGUGUCGCAGCACCUGAGGUCAACGGAACGGAAUCCGCCGAGCAAACCUCCGACUCCAAGCACGAAGACGUUACGACGGAGAAGGCCGACGAGGCGACGGAAACACCUGCUGAGAGCCAGCCCGCACCGAAGGAAGCGGAAGAGGUUUCAGCUGCCCCCGCCGUCACUGAGGAGGUGAAGCCUGAGUCUGACGUCCAGGUUAAAGCUGAGGAGCAACCGGAGACUUCGACCGAGAGCGCCACCGUCGCGAACACCGAAAAGGACGCCGAAGAGCCUAAAAACACUGAGGUUACGGAGGAGAUCACGUCGAAGCCGGCAGAGUCUGCCCCAGAGCCCGCAGCCCAGGAAUCGACCGAGGCUGAGGUUUCGGGAGAGCAGCCCGUCGUGGAGGAAGUAACCCCGGAGGUUGUUGCCAAGGAUGUUGCUGCUGAACCUGCUGCUGAAGAACCGGCCCGUGAAGAACCUGCCGCCGAGAAGCCGACGGAGUCCACUGUUGAAGAAGCUACGACACAGGAGGCCCCCAAGGAAGAGUCCGCACCGAAGGAACCGGAGACCCCCGCCGUCCAGACGACUAUCGAAUCUACCGCAGAAGAGCCUACAAAGGAAGUGGAAGAGGUGAACACUACAGCUACCGAGACUGUCACUGAGGCUGCUACCGAAGAGCCUGCGAAGGAGUCGGUUACGGAAGAAGCGGCGGAAGCGCCCAGCACUGAGGUCCCGGCUACCGAGCCCGCUACGGAGGAACCUGCGCAGGAGGUCGCCAAGGACGAAGUCAAGGCUGAAGAACCCGCCGAGGCGACCACUGCUGUGGAGUCCACCGUUGAAGAACCCUUGAAGGAAGUGACCAAGGAGGAAUCUACUCCGGAGCCCUCGACUGCUGAGCCUACCACGGAAACCGUGGAAAAGGCCACCACUGAAGAGGCCCCUGUGGAAGCUGCACCUGUCGAGGAGCAACCCAAGGAAUCUGUUACCGACAAGGACGCUGUGGAGCAGCCGGCUGAGGAGGAAUCCGCCGCCCCCCAACCUUCCGAGGCCCCGGUCGAAGAAUCUGUCCCUGAGAACACCGUUUCUGAACCGACAACGGAGGUGGCCGCCGAGCCUGUCACCGAGACUCCAGUUGCUGAUGAGCCCACUGAACCGUCUGCGGAAGAAGCGCACACUGAGCCUGCUGCGGAGAAGGUUGAGGAGCCCAAGACAGAAGAGCCUGCCGACCAGAAGGCAACUGAAGGUGCAGCUGAAGCUUCGAUUGAGACAGAGGAAAAGACUGCUGAGCCCGCAGAGGAGCACCCUACCGAGGCAACCGCCGAGAUCGCCGAGCCACCGGUCACGGAGAAGCCGGCAGAGGAACCCGCUGAACAGGUCACGGAAACCUCUGAAGAGGUUGCAAAGGAGGAGCCUGUCCAGCAGGAGUCUUCUAAAGAGCCUGCUACCGAACAGGCUGCUGUUGAUGCUCCGGCUGAAGAGACUACGGAAACUCCUGCUAAGGAAACCCCUGUCGAGGAGGUAGCGACCGAAACUGUUGCGGAAGAGGCACUUGUCGAGACUUCGACCACGGAAGUGGCUGAAGAAGCUGGCAAGGUUGACUCGGCUGCCGAAGAACCGGUGGCUGAGAAGCCUGUCGCAGAAGAACCAGUUGUCGAGGCCUCCGUUUCAGAGACAGCUGAGGAGUCUCCCAAGGAGACUGGUGCGGAUGAAGCAGUGGCUGAGGCGGUUGCGGAAGAGCCCGUUGCUUCGGAGACUGUUGAAGAGACCGCCCAGCCUGCAGUUGAGGAACCGGCCACGGAGACUUCAGCCAAGGAUGUUGCUGAAGAGCCUGCUCAGGAGCCUGCUGCUGAAGCCACCGCUACAGAGGCCGAGGAAUCUGCCCAGCCGGCUGCUGAGAAGCUUGUUGUCGAGGAGCCCGCCCCUGAAGCAACCACCACGCAGACCGAGGAAUCCGCGCCGGAGCCUGUCGUCGAACAGACUGCUCAGGAGACCCCGGCCGAGGAAGUUGUCGAGCAACCGGCUGUUGAAGAGCCGGUCGUCGAGGAACCAGUGGCCGAGAAGACAGUUCAGGAAGAAGAACCCGUCAAGGUAGAAGAACCCGUCAAGGAAGAAGAACCCGUCAAGGAAGACGAGCCUGAAGUGACAGUUGCACAUGAAGAGACUGCGAAGGAAGAAGUCCCGGCUUCCCAGGAGCCUGCUCAUGAAGAAGCUGCUCCCGCAGUCCCCGAGUCCCAGGAGACUGCCGAGGUCGCUGCUGAAGAGACCAAGGAGGCGGUUGCUGAAGAGCCUGAGCACGCAGCUGAAGCUCCGGCUGCUGAAGAGCUGGUGAAGGAGGAAGUCGUCGCGGAGACCAAGCCUGAAGAAUCCCUUCCCGAGGAAUCUACUAAGGAGCCUGCCGUGGAGGAGCCUACUGUGCAAGAAUCCCAGCAGACUGAAGAGCCCAUUGAGGACACUGUCGCGGACGAGUCGACGGACGAGUCCUCCAACCUGGCUGAGUCUACUGUCGCUACGACUGCUGGAGAUGAGAUCGUUUUUGACAACCAGUCGACCAAGGAAACUGAGCCAGUCACCGAAGAGCUUGUCGAGGAGUCUGUUAAGGUAGCUGUCGAGGAGCCUGCUGUCGAGGAACCCGUCAAGGAGGCUGUCGCUGAAGAGCCUGCUGUCGAAGAGCCUGCUGUCGAGGAACCUGCUGUCGAGGAACCUGCUGUCGAGGAACCUGCUGUCGAGGAACCUGUUAAGGAGGCUGUUGUUGAGGAGCCUGCCGUCGAGCAGCCUGCUUCGAAGGAGCUCGUCGUUGAGGAGCCUCCUGUCGAGGAACCUGUCAAGGAGGUCGUCGCUGAAGAGCCUGCUGCCACGGAGCCUGUUGUCGAAGAGCCUGCGGUCGAGGAACCUGUUAAGGAGGCUGUCCAGGAACCUGCUGUUGAGGAGCCUGCCGUGAAGGAGGUUGUCGUUGAGGAGGCUGCCGCCACGGAACCUGUUACCGAAGAACCUGUCGCCAAGGAAGCUGUCGAGGAGGCUGCCAUCGAUGAACCUGCUGUCGAGGCGCCUGUCACUCAUGAGGCCGAAAAGGAGACUGCUGAGGAGCCGGUUGCGGAAGUUGCCCAAGAACAAGCGGCAGUUGAGUCGUUCCCCGAGCACUCUGAGAAGGAGGCCGUUGCUGAGGCUGCUGUUGCGGCAGUUGCAGCAGUAGCGGCGGCGGAGGUUGUCGACAAGGUUGCCGAGCCAGCUGUUCAGGAGCCCGUUGCUUCUGAACCGGUUGUUGAGGCCGCAACCGUUGAAGCUACUGAGGCUCCGGUUGAGAAGGAGGUUGCUGCCGCAGAGCCUGUCCCUGAGACCCACGAAGAAACGGCCAAGGCCGAAGAGGCACAGGAGCAGAAGGCUGUGGAGGAAGCUGUCGCACAGGUUGAAGAACAGGUUACCGAGCCGGUGCAUGCGCCCAAGGAUGAGCCGGCUGCAGUUGAGACUGUCGUCGAGCCUGUUGCUACCGAGGAAGCCCCGAAGGCCGAAGUUGCUGAGGCUGUUAGUGUCGAGAAGGAGGAACCUGUCCAGGUUGAAACCGUCAGUGAGCCGGCCCCGGCUGAGCCUCAAGCCAAGGAAGUGCCUGUGCCUACCGAGGUGGAGGCUCCUGUCGAGGCCAACAUCGUGACGGCACACGAAGAGCCUAUUCCUGAGACGGCCAAGGAGGCCGCUCCUGAGGAGUCUGCCAAGGAUAGCAUUUUUAGCCCUGAGGUUCUUGGCGCAGGUGUUGCUACUGUUGCUGCCGGUGCUGCCAUUACCGCCGGAGUGUAUGCGGCCACUCACAAGGAACACGAAGCUGCUCCUGAGCACGUUGAGUCCAAGCAAGUUCCCGUCCAGCCUGAGAGCACAGAUAAGGCAGUCGUCACCGAAAACAAGCCUACCGAGCGUAUGCACUUCUCAAGUCCUGCAGCGAAUCAGCUGGGAAUUACCGAAUAUGGAGCUGACCUUGUAACAGCAGUUGCCGAGGCACCUUCUACCGAGCAGCCUUCUGCAUCUACCCAGCAGCCUCAUGUCGAAGACGAUGCCGAGCCCCAGCCCAAGAAGGCUUCUGAGCCCCAGCCCGCCACCGAGCCCGCCGCGCCGUCCGAGAAUGCCGCCGACAAGGCAGUUGCCACCAAGGGCGACGAGGAAGAUCGUGCCCAAAGUCAAAACCGGUCAGUCACAGCUGUUUCUCUGAACCGUAAACAUGACAGCUGGUUUAAGACCAUCCUUCGGGCUGUGUUCACCAAUUUCUUUGGGGCUAUUUUCUCGCCGUUCCGUCGCCGUGGAAGGAACAACCAGUAG
Molecule: messenger RNA, 4776 nt
Organism: Aspergillus piperis CBS 112811
Lineage: Eukaryota; Fungi; Ascomycota; Eurotiomycetes; Eurotiales; Aspergillaceae
Product: PT repeat family protein
Exons: 2
Coding region: 1-4776 (1591 amino acids)
Source: RefSeq, a predicted model, not a curated record